This is a messenger RNA of Mauremys reevesii (Reeves's turtle), 1975 nucleotides long. RefSeq names its product NOP58 ribonucleoprotein (gene NOP58). The transcript has 15 exons. Gene Ontology annotation, molecular function: snoRNA binding. The record is from RefSeq and is a predicted model, not a curated record. Bases 93 to 1673 code for a protein of 526 amino acids. Lineage: Eukaryota; Metazoa; Chordata; Testudines; Geoemydidae. Gene Ontology annotation, cellular component: small-subunit processome; box C/D methylation guide snoRNP complex.
GCACGUGGCCCUGUCCUGCCGCGCUCCUCGGCGCCGCUGCGGCCCCGGCUGUGACCGACUCUCGCUGACCCGGCCCCGCGCCUCUGCCCGCCAUGCUGGUGCUAUUCGAGACCGCGGCCGGAUACGCCGUCUUCAAGGUCCUGGAUGAGAAGAAACUUCAGGAAGUUGACAGUUUAUGGAGAGAAUUUGAAACACCUGAAAAGGCAAAUAAAAUAGUGAAGUUGAAACACUUUGAAAAGUUUCAGGACACAACAGAAGCCCUUGCUGCAUCCACAGCUCUGGUAGAGGGCAAGCUCAGCAAGAACUUGAAGAAAAUUCUAAAGAAGAUAGUGGCAAAAGAUGCCCAUGAACAGUUGGCCAUAGCAGAUGCCAAACUCGGCGGUGUCAUAAAGGACAAGCUGAACUUAAGUUGUAUUCAUAGCCCAAUGGUUACUGAACUGAUGAGAGGAAUUCGUUCUCAAAUCGAGGGGCUUAUCACUGGCCUUCCAUCGCGGGAAAUGGCAGCUAUGUGUUUAGGAUUGGCACAUAGCCUCUCCCGAUACAAGCUGAAAUUCAGCCCAGACAAAGUAGAUACAAUGAUUGUCCAAGCAAUCUCCCUUCUUGACGACCUAGAUAAAGAGCUGAAUAACUAUAUCAUGCGCUGUAGGGAAUGGUAUGGCUGGCACUUCCCUGAACUAGGCAAAAUCGUCACAGAUAACCUAACAUACUGUAAAUGUGUGCGGAAAGUUGGAGACAGAAGAAACUUUUCUACCUCCGACCUCUCGGAAGUCCUGCCAGAGGAGAUUGAGGAGGAUGUGAAGGCUGCUGCAGAGAUCUCCAUGGGGACAGAAGUAUCAGAAGAAGACAUAAACAAUAUACUGCAUCUCUGUGACCAGGUGAUUGAGAUCUCACAGUAUCGAACACAGCUGUAUGACUAUCUCAAGAACAGAAUGAUGGCCAUCGCACCUAACCUCACUGUUAUGGUCGGGGAAUUAGUUGGAGCGAGGCUUAUUGCUCAUGCAGGUUCCCUUUUGAAUCUGGCUAAACAUCCAGCUUCCACUGUUCAGAUUUUGGGUGCUGAAAAAGCACUUUUUAGAGCCCUGAAGACUAAACGGGACACACCCAAGUUUGGCCUGAUUUAUCAUGCUUCCCUUGUGGGACAAACUGCUGCAAAAAACAAAGGAAAGAUCUCUCGAAUGCUAGCAGCCAAAACUGCAUUGACUAUUCGUUAUGAUGCCCUUGGAGAAGACUCCAGUGCUGAAAUGGGAGCUGAGAACAGAUUAAAAGUAGAGACUAGACUGAGACACUUGGAAGAGAAAGGGAUAAGAAGAAUAAGUGGCACAGGAAAGGCCUUGGCCAGGGCAGACAAAUAUCAGCACAGGAGUGAAGUGAAGGUAUAUGACCCCUCUGGUGACUCUACGCUCCCUGCUGUUCCAAAAAAACGUAAAAUUGAAGAGGUGGAAGAAGAGGAGACGCAGGUUACAGUAAAAGCAAAGAAGAUCAAAGUAGAAAUUAAAGAAGAGGAAGAUGUAGAGGAAGGUGAACUGGUCAAAAAGAAGAAAAAGAAAAAGGAAAAAAAACAGAGAGCUGAGGAAGAAGCAGCUUUGGCUGAAGAGCCAUCCACUAGCACAGCGGUGGAGAGUACAGAGAAAAAGAAGAAAAAGAAGAAAAUCAAAGUAGAGCAAGAGGAUUAGUGGGGGAGAAGCAAUUCAUUUGGACACUUCAGUUCAGAAUAUAUUCCCUAGAAUACUUUCUCUUUAAAUACUUGCUCAAACACCAUAACUUCCCCCAAUAAUGGGAGAGGGCAGGUGGAAGAUGAAUUUGAUAAGUCUUUGCUGUCUCUUCCUCAGAACAAAAUAUUUAAUUUGUUUUUGGCUCCUUAGGUGGACCACUGCCUUAUUGCAGUUUCAUUAAUUGAGAAGGUCACAAUAAGUCUUUGUUCAUAUGUGGUCUUUUGUGAUACUGAAUAAAAACCUUCUUUUUGUAUCUAUCUGGA